Messenger RNA from Galeopterus variegatus (Sunda flying lemur), 2548 nucleotides. RefSeq names its product adenylate cyclase 2 (brain) (gene ADCY2). Lineage: Eukaryota; Metazoa; Chordata; Mammalia; Dermoptera; Cynocephalidae. The annotation marks the transcript as partial. Gene Ontology annotation, biological process: intracellular signal transduction; cAMP biosynthetic process; adenylate cyclase-inhibiting G protein-coupled receptor signaling pathway. The record is from RefSeq and is a predicted model, not a curated record. Gene Ontology annotation, cellular component: plasma membrane. Gene Ontology annotation, molecular function: adenylate cyclase activity. The transcript is spliced from 16 exons.
CCCCAGGGAGAGCGACGGAGUCCCCAGCACCUCUUCAGACCUCGCCACACCCUUGACGGAGCCAAGAUGAGGGCCUCCGUCCGCAUGACCCGAUACCUGGAGUCCUGGGGGGCAGCCAAGCCCUUUGCGCACCUGCACCACAGAGACAGCAUGACCACAGAGAACGGCAAGAUCAGCACCACGGAUGUACCAAUGGGUCAGCAUAAUUUUCAAAAUCGCACCUUAAGAACUAAAUCACAAAAGAAAAGAUUUGAAGAAGAAUUGAAUGAAAGGAUGAUUCAAGCAAUUGAUGGAAUCAAUGCACAAAAGCAAUGGCUCAAGUCUGAAGACAUUCAGAGAAUCUCACUGCUUUUCUAUAACAAAAUACUAGAAAAAGAAUACAGAGCCACUGCCCUGCCAGCGUUCAAGUACUAUGUGACCUGCGCUUGUCUCAUAUUCUUCUGCAUCUUUAUUGUGCAGAUUCUUGUAUUGCCAAAAACGCCCGUCCUCGGGAUUUCCUUUGGAGCUGCGUUCCUCUUGCUCGCCUUUAUCCUUUUCGUCUGCUUUGCUGGACAGCUUUUGCAAUGCAGCAAAAAAGCCUCUGCCUCCCUCAUGUGGCUUUUGAAGUCCUCAGGCAUCAUCGCCAACCGGCCCUGGCCACGGAUCUCCCUCACGGUCAUCACCACAGCCAUCAUAUUAACCAUGGCCGUGUUCAACAUGUUUUUCCUGAGUGACUCAGAGGAAACAAUCCCUCCAACAGCCAAUACAUCAAACACAAGUUUUUCUGCCUCAUAUAAUCAAGCAGCGAUUCUACAUGCGCAAAAUUUGUUUUUCCUCCCGUACUUUAUAUACAGCUGCAUCCUGGGGCUGAUAUCCUGUUCAGUGUUCUUGCGGGUGAACUACGAGUUGAAAAUGUUGAUCAUGAUGGUGGCGUUGGUGGGUUACAACACCAUCCUGCUCCACACCCACGCCCAUGUCCUGGAUGAGUACAGCCAGGUCUUGUUCGAGAGACCAGGCAUUUGGAAAGACCUAAAGACCAUGGGCUCCGUGUCUCUCUCUAUAUUCUUCAUCACGCUGCUUGUUCUGGGUAGACAGAAUGAAUAUUACUGUAGGUUAGACUUCUUAUGGAAGAACAAGUUCAAAAAAGAGCGGGAGGAGAUAGAAACCAUGGAGAACCUGAACCGUGUGCUGCUGGAGAACGUGCUUCCGGCGCACGUGGCCGAGCACUUCCUGGCCAGGAGCCUGAAGAAUGAGGAAUUGUACCACCAGUCCUACGAAUGCGUCUGUGUCAUGUUUGCCUCCAUUCCGGAUUUCAAAGAAUUUUAUACGGAAUCAGAUGUGAAUAAGGAAGGCUUGGAAUGCCUUCGGCUCUUGAACGAGAUCAUCGCCGACUUUGAUGACCUGCUGUCCAAGCCGAAAUUCAGUGGAGUUGAAAAGAUCAAGACCAUCGGCAGCACAUACAUGGCAGCGACGGGGCUGAGCGCUGUGCCCAGCCAGGAGCACGCCCAGGAGCCUGAGCGGCAGUACAUGCACAUCGGCACCAUGGUGGAGUUUGCUUACGCCCUGGUGGCCAAGCUGGAUGCCAUCAACAAACACUCCUUCAACGACUUCAAGUUGCGCGUGGGUAUUAACCAUGGACCUGUAAUAGCUGGUGUAAUUGGAGCUCAGAAGCCGCAAUAUGACAUCUGGGGCAACACCGUCAAUGUGGCCAGUAGGAUGGACAGCACCGGGGUCUUGGACAAAAUACAGGUGACUGAGGAAACAAGCCUCAUCCUGCAGACGCUAGGAUACACAUGCACAUGUCGAGGAAUAAUCAAUGUGAAAGGAAAGGGGGACCUGAAGACGUACUUUGUAAACACAGAAAUGUCAAGGUCCCUAUCCCAGAGCAAUGUGGCGUCCUGAAGAGUCACGCUCAUUUUGGGAAGACUGUAUUUUCGGGAAGGUACCACAGACUUUCUGACUGCAACUUUCGCCCCUCGUUUUUGAUGUGCGUGCUCUGUUCUGUCCCAUGGAGCCGUUGCAGACUAGUUCCUGUGACCCGGUGGCAUCACCGUGUGGUGUCUGACGUGUGCCCAGAUUGUUCUGCCACUUGCACUGUGUUUACUCCUAAGCAAAAGAAAAAAAGGAGCGCGCAUUAUACAGGAAAAGCAUUCAGAGAACUAAGGAAGAGGAGAGAGGUGAAACAAAUAAAAAUUCUUAAGGCAAUAAAACUAGGGGGUGUAUAUUAUCUUCUGGUGCAUGUUCUUUUCCAGAAAAUAUGGUAGCUCGCCAACCGCAUCCGCUAGUCUGAUAUUCAAACACACAGUAUUUGUGAAAAAGUUCAUUCUGUCACCCCACGUGGAGUCUGUGCUCACCCCUGUAUCUCAUUGCCGGUGGCCAUCCACGGGUCCCCGCUGGGACCUGUGGUGCUUGUCCCUUGCUCUGUUGUGUCCCAUGCCAGCAGCACGUUGCCAUCAUCACCAGACUUAGUCCUCAUAGCCUAGGACCAGUUUUGUACCAAACUCGUCUGAUGUUUUGAUGCCAUUUGUCUUUUGUAAAGUUAAUUCAUUAAAAGUUUUAUGUACUUUGG